This is a messenger RNA of Trichoderma virens Gv29-8, 4944 nucleotides long. RefSeq lists its product as uncharacterized. The record is from RefSeq and is a predicted model, not a curated record. Gene Ontology annotation, molecular function: phosphopantetheine binding; medium-chain fatty acid-CoA ligase activity. The transcript is spliced from 4 exons. Gene Ontology annotation, biological process: fatty acid metabolic process. Lineage: Eukaryota; Fungi; Ascomycota; Sordariomycetes; Hypocreales; Hypocreaceae. Bases 1 to 4944 code for a protein of 1647 amino acids.
AUGGAUUCUCUACAAUCCCUCUCGGGCCUUCCAGAAUUGCUUGAGAGCUUUUACUCUAUGCCAAUAUCAGAAAUCAUCACAAGUGAAGGGUUUCAAAGUCUUUUACGCUCUGAUGUUGACAAGAAACGAAUCCUGGAGGCAAUACCAAACACUCCAUGCCCCUCCCAUCGCCCACUCUCUUUACUACAUCUGUUGUUAAUCGAGUUGCCGGGACCAUGGCCAACAUUGCCUCUCAUCAGAAGCUACACCAGGCUGUAUCAUUUGAUGCCCGAGGACGCAAAGUCUCAUAGAGACGAGACCUUAGCACAGCUGGUUCGCGAUACUUCGGAACUGGUCAAAAAGUCUUAUCAGUCUUUCGGAUCUUUUGUUGUCUCCGGCUCGCAGCCGGCUUUGCGAGGAUCAACACCAGGGGACUAUAUGACACAAGAUGGCCUACGGAAAUUUGUUGAUACAUUUUAUCUUCCAACCAGCGGGUCUUCACGGAAGCCAGUUGUCGCAAUUGCUUUACCCAAUGGCCCGUUAUUAGCAGCCGCCUGCAUCGCGGUUACUACCUAUUACACCUCUGCGCCAAUCAACCCUGCUGCUGGCGCUGAGCAGUUUCGCGCCGAUGUGCAGCAAGCUGGCGCUCAGUUCAUACUGACGACAAGUGACGACUGCAAUAGGCUCGGAUUGAGAGAUUCGUGGGUUGCCGCUGCAGGGAUUCAGGUCUUUCUGAUGAAAUGGGGGAACAACGAUCAGAUUGAUAUCCAAGAUCUUGGCGGCGCUGCCCUCCCACCCCCACGGCACAAGUCUAGGUAUAAUAGACCAGAUGAUUUUGGAUUAAUACUUUUCACAAGCGGUACAUCUGGCACCAAAAAGGUCGUUCCCCUGACCAUCCAUUCCAUCAUCGUCGGCAUCAGCUUCGUGGUGGACUCAUGGGGUUUGACUGCAUCGGACAUAUGCCUCAAUAUGAUGCCUUUGUAUCAUGUCGGUGGUUUGGUAAGGAACAUUUUUGCUCCAAUUUUCUCAGGCGGCUCAACAGUGUGUUGUUCAGCAUUCGAUCCCAAUUUAUUCUGGGACGUGGUCCAGGAGGUUCCGGUCACAUGGUAUUACGCCUCUCCGUCAAUGCAUUCUGUUAUUUUGGCUGCGGCUUCAGAACGUCAGGCUGCCUUGCAGCAGAAUCGCAUCAGACUGGCAUGCAAUGCCGCAGGAGGUCUCUUGCCAUCACUGGCGUGCCGACUCCGAGACACGUUUAAAUGCACAGUUCUUCCAAGUUAUGGGAUGACCGAAUGCAUGCCUAUAUCAACGCCACCGCUUAAUUACCAGCUGGACAGAGAGGGUACGUCAGGUAUAAGCACUGGCCCAGAGAUAUCCAUUCUAGACUGGUCAGACGCAUCAGUUCCAAGUGGUACUGUGGGGAGAAUAUGCGUUCGCGGUGAGCCUGUCUUCUCUGGGUAUCUCAAACCAGAUGGAACCCUUGAUAGAUCGCCAUUCAAUUCAAAUGGCUGGUUUGAUACGGGUGACCUUGGUUAUGUGGAUAAAGAUGGAUACCUUUACAUCACUGGUAGGAGCAAAGAGGUUAUUAAUCGGGGUGGUGAGCUCAUCUCGCCGUUCGAAGUCGAGAAUGCAAUUAUACGCUCAUCCAUGUCCCCAGAGUCGCCCUUAUAUGGUCGAGUCACACAGGCCCUCGCCUUUUCCGUACCUCAUGAUGUGCUUCAGGAAGUGGUGGCAGUGGCGUUGGUUACCCCGUUGAAUAUUCCUCGUGUCGACCUGAAAACAUUGCAUAUUUCGUUACGGUCAUCACUGCAGCAGGCUAAGUGGCCAGUCUUCGUCACCUAUAUGGAUGACCUCCCAAAGAGAAACAACAAAGUGUUGAGGAUUAAAUUGAGCCAACGAUGCGGGAUACCAGAAUUGACGGACGACAUGCCGUACUUGAGUAGGCACUGGCAGGCUAUAUGCCCUCUUCCAGACACUGACCUUUCAGUCCCAAUCAAGUCGUCACCGUGUACUAUUGACUAUGACGCACUAUCAACUUGCCUAGAUAAUGUGGUUUCUGCCGGAUACAGGCACUAUUAUAGGCACCAACAUCUCAGGGGCACACUGGAAACCUUUAUCGGCCCAGUCGAAAGUAGCUUAGGGCCACUGAAUCACCAGACAGAUGCAUUGAAAGCACAACUAGCCAAAUCCCUCCAUGGAUACAUGAUUCCGGAACAUAUACACUUGUUACCUGAUCCUCUACCUCUUGAUCAUUCCGGCGCUGUCGACAGCAGCGCAUUGGAUAGACUACUCGCAGAACUGGGCAGCGCCUCCUUACAGGAACUUGAGGCAUCCACACAAGGAAGGGUUAGGAAAAUAUUUGCAGAUAUCUUGUGCCAGCCACCGACGGAUAUAGCGCUGGAUGUUGACUUCUUUGCCCUUGGGGGAGAUUCUCUGAAGGCAGGACGCCUCCUAUCAGCGUUGCGAUCUGCAUUUAAUACUCAAAUUCCAAUCAGCCUUGUUUUCAACCAAGGAACUGUUUCUAUUAUCGCCACAUUCAUUGACAAAAUGACGGAGUUUACACCGGUGGAUGACGCUCAUGAAAAAACAGUUGGCUGUUCAAAAGCCUACAGUUCGACAAACGCUGCAUUAAUGUUGCUUCAGCUGAUCCCCAUUGUUGUCAUAUAUCCCCUACGCCGCGCUGUUCAAUGGACCGCCUUUAUCGUUGUUAUGAGUUAUGUACAAAGGUGGCCAACGAAUCAACACACCGCAGGUCGGCUGUUAAACGUGGCGGUAUCGGUCAUGUUCGCAAAAUUCAUAAUCAGAAUUGUUUCCCCCCUUUUUGGCAUUGCUGCUAAGUGGCUGAUUAUUGGCCGCCAUCGUGAAGGGCUUUAUCCCAUGUGGGGAGCAUACCACACGCGCUGGUGGAUGGUCCAGAAGAUUGUGAGCAUCUGUGGGAAAGGGUUUUUUAACACCAGUGACAGCACGAAACGGCUGUACUAUCGGCUGAUGGGAGCGAAAAUUGGCAAGAAUGUUAAGAUUACUGGCACAUCGCUUGGUGAAUGGGAUCUUCUAGACAUCCGAGAUGGAGCAACUCUAACUCGUUGUCUAUGUCGUCCAUUUGCAGCAGAAGGCAAUACGUCCAUGUAUCUGGGACGGAUCGUCAUUGGAGAAAACGCCUCUAUUGGCGUAGCAUCAAUAGUAGCACCAGGAUCGAUAGUCCCCCCGAAUACCUGCAUAGGGCCGAAUUCUUCUAGCUGGGAGCUUGAAGAUGCUGCCGAAGAGAACCGAGAUCUUUCCCCUAGCCAAGCAUCAAAACCGCAUAUACUGCUCACUUGCUUUCUUACUGUCCCACUAGUUUUCCUCUCAUGGGCCUUAUCAAUAAUGCCUUGGAUGGCUGGUCUCGUCGGUAUGGUAGGGGACAUGCCCUUGCCAGAUGCUUCUACGUUGAGGGACAUCCUUAAUUGGUUCUCACAGGCAAGACGGGUAGGAUUCCACUCCCUUGCCUUGAUACUGCGUUGCGCUGUCAGCCCCUUCAUAUUCUUUGUGUUUGCCGUGCUUGUGAAAUUGCUGUUAGAUGCCAUCCUGGGAAAGAUGACCUUUGAGACUGCGAGGGGCCGAGGAGCGAUCGCCAUCUGGCGAGCCGCGUUGAUGAAGACGCUGCUACCAGUCUCACGCCUGCACGACGUGACAACGAUGUUUGGACAGCAUUAUGAAGCAACAUCUGUAGCCGUACGACUGCUUGGCGGUCGAGUUGGCAAGCGAGUCUACUGGCCAGGCACGGGUCCAAGCAUUGGUGAUUACCAUCUCUUAGACAUUGGAAAUGAUGUUGUAUUUGGCUCUCGCUCCCAUCUUAUUACCUCAGAUGGUCUUGGAUCCGAAAAGAUCACUAUCCAAGACCGUGCUAUGAUAGCAGAUAGAGUGUGUCUACUUCCAGGUGUGACAGUCGGUGACCAUACCACAAUGGGCUCUGGUGCCUUGACACGCCGGGGGAAAUCAUACGUACCUGGUGGCACCUUUGUGGGCUCCAAGGGACGUGAUUGUAUCCAUCUCUCUGGCGGCCAUAGCACAGGAUACGAUGAAAAGAAUCAGACUCAACACCGUGUGCGGCAUAUGAGCAGCGAUGAUACUCUCACAGGCAUCAAUGUGGGAUCGAAAAAGACUUCUGCAGACCACAUGUCCCCAUUCGGACGCGCGUUUUAUCUAAAUCUUGCACCUUAUUAUGUCCUAGGGCCGUUUGUCAUCUUCUGUUACUCUUCAUUCAUCGUCGUCUUCACUUCGUUUUACUGGAAUGUACCUACAGUCGCCUGCGUACAGCUGGUUAAUUAUCUCAUGGAGCGAUUUGUACCUCGAGAUUCUGAUAUAACCUUCAACGUUAUGGUGCUUUUUCUCAUGUCUUGGGCUGGCAUCGCAAUUCUAUUUACAGCACUGGCUGUAAUGGCACUCCUUGUUGUCAUUGCUAGUAAAUGGAUUCUGCUAGGGCGCCGUGUGCCUGGUAACUACGACUGGGAUAAAUCUUCUUAUUGCCAGCGGUGGCAGCUCUUCUUGAGUAUCGAACGACUUCGGCGCCAUUGCUACCACAGUCAGGGAAUCCUGGGGCUUCUCACGGGGACCAGUUGGAUUGUCUUCUACUUUCGAGCAUUGGGAGCCAAUAUUGGCAAAGACUGUGCCCUUUUUGCCAACGGCAGCCCUAGUUUGAUGUUCACGGAGCCCGAUUUGAUUACAAUAGGAGAUCGAGUUUCCAUUGACGAUGCCAGUGUUGUGGCUCACAUCAACACUCGAGGCAAGUUUGAUCUGAAUAGACUGAGCAUAGGGGACAGAUGCGUGAUGCGGUCGGGUAGCAGACUACUUAGCGGCGCUACAAUGAAGAGUGACAGCUGUCUCUUAGAGCAUACGCUUAUUAUGGGCGGCGAUGUAGUGGAAGAGAACUGGACAAUGCAGGGAUGGCCUGCCGAGAGGUAUACUAGGAAACGAAUAGCGAUGGAAUAG